Messenger RNA from Esox lucius (northern pike), 1971 nucleotides. It is a transcript of the gene tspan6, whose product is annotated as tetraspanin 7. The transcript has 9 exons. The record is from RefSeq and is a predicted model, not a curated record. NCBI's taxonomy places the organism in Eukaryota, Metazoa, Chordata, Actinopteri, Esociformes, Esocidae. Gene Ontology annotation, cellular component: membrane. Bases 353 to 1111 code for a protein of 252 amino acids.
UUCUAAAUGCGUUUCUCCAAAGUAACAACAUCCGUUUGAACUACAUAUCUACAUUUGAUCUGUUUUAUUAUUUAACACUUCUCCAUAUGGCGUCUCGUAAAAAAGAAGUGAGGGAUGAAACGUGUGAUGUAAAUUAUGCCAACGCAAAAUAAUAACAAUUUGGACAGCGGCGGAAACCACAAAAUGUCAUUGGAAAGUGAAUCUGGAUUAGUGACGACACUUCCCUUCCCCUUGGAUUCUGUGAUUUGUGGACAAAAGUUUUCCAGUAGGACGGAGUAGGACACUGGAAGUUUUUUUUUCUUCAAAGCAAAAACGUGAUUUUCUUUACAGUCAAAUUCUGCAAAAUUGCGCCAUGUCUCCACCAUCAAGAAGGCUUCAAACGAAGCCUGUGAUUACAUGUCUCAAGACAUUUCUUAUUUCUUACAGUCUCAUCUUUUGGUUCACAGGUGUUAUCCUCCUGGCUGUUGGUGUGUGGGGGAAGGUGAGCCUGGAAGCCUAUUUCAGCCUCGCAUCUGACCAGACCACCAAUGCACCAUAUGUCCUCAUCGGGACUGGAGCCAUUAUCGUCAUCUUUGGCCUGUUUGGUUGCUUCGCCACGUGCCGCGGGAGCCCGUGGAUGCUAAAACUGUAUGCCAUGUUCCUGGUCCUGGUGUUCUUGGCGGAGCUUGUGGCGGGCAUCUCUGGCUUCUUAUUCAGGCAUGAGAUAAAGGCUGUGUUGGGCUCCGCCUAUAAAGAUGCUGUGAACAACUACAAUGCCACUGAUGCCAAAAGCGCUGCGGUCGACACCAUCCAGAGAACUUUGCACUGCUGUGGAGAAAAUCACUUCUAUGACUGGAACACGACAAAGUACUUCAAGGAUGGAAACGGAAUCCCUGCCAGCUGCUGCAAAGAGAACGUUGUUUGCUCGCCAGAGAACCUCAAAGACCUUGAUAAGGCUCGUGAUUUGGUUAAUGACAAGGGUUGCUUCUCACUUGUGACCGUCGCGAUGGAGUCGAAUCUGGGAGUUAUUGCAGGCAUAUCUUUUGGAAUUGCAUUCUUCCAGCUCAUUGGGGUGUUCUUGUCCUGCUGCUUGUCUCGGUACAUCACCAACAACCAGUACGAGAUGGUCUAACAGGUUCCUUCCUCAGGGGGCCCCCCUAUUGGAAACAUACUCAAAGGGAACUUGCAAAGUUUUUUAUCUUUCCUACAGGUUAAAUUGUUAUCUGUCAUUUUUAAAUACAACCUUGCUGCUUGUUUUUUUUUUUCUCACUUUCACAUUUCAGAGGCAACUAGACUUAAGGGAAAAUGUAAUUCUACACCAUAAGGGACCUAGGUUUGCCGUCCCUUAUCAACAAGUCAUCUUUGUUUUGCUGAGACAAGUGGAAUACAGUUUUUUGGUUAAACUUUAAAAGUGUUGUCUUUGUUGAUUCAUGCUCAUUAAGAUGCUAACAUGUAUGACAUGUGUAUUGCUGUUUAUUUGGUUAGCGUAGCCAAUAUCCAUGUUACUCAUGUUUGUAUUCAUUUCAAUGUCUUAGUUUUCCUGCCCUCAUAUUGUUUUUGUCUGCCCUUGUUUGUUAACGUAGCCUUACUAAAGCUGUAACCCAUGUUAUUAUUAUGUGUGAUUCGCAUUGCAAUAUGCUGGGUCUCCACAGUAACGUAUACUGUGGUAAAACCUCCAGCAAUCCAUCAGUCUCUUCUGUAGAGGCUGGGAUGGAAGUAUUGGCAGUAGCUUUUGUGAAGAAAAGGGAUGGAUUGAAUUCUGUGGACACUUGGUUAGCGGGGAAUAGAAAAGAAUACCCCGCCAGGAUUCUUCUGAAGGCGUUUUAUAAGCCUUUUAAUGUUAUUUACUGAUAAGACUUGUGUUCCAGUGAUGUGUUCAAGUUUUUUGGAUAUUCACAAAAUUCCCACAGAAUAGUUGUUGGUCAUAGUGGUUGUUAAUUUGUGGAAACUGCAUGUAAAAUUAUUUGAAAUAAAUAAAUAUGCUUAACAUCA